AUGUCCUACUCCAACGAGUCGUGUGGGGUGAGCUGCCCGCAGCCCAUCGCCGAGAGCUCCAACGAGCCGUGUGUGCAGCAGUGCCCCGACUCCAGACCGCAGCCCAUCGCCGAGAGCUCCAACGAGCCGUGUGUGCAGCAGUGCCCCGACUCCAGAGCCCUGAUCCAGCCCCCGCCGGUGGUGGUGACCUUCCCGGGCCCCCUGCUCAGCACCUUCCCCCAGGAGAGCCUCGUGGGAUCGUCGGGCCCAGCCUUGCUGGGGCGUUCCUUCAGUUCCCGCAGCUCCUCUGGCUCUGGGGGCUCCUUUGGGCUGGGAGGUGCUGGGGGUUACGGGGGCCCGCUGGCCUUGGGGGGCUCCUCUGGCUAUGGGGGCUCCUUUGGGGCUGGAGGUUAUGGGGGCUCCUCUGGCUAUGGGGGCUCCUCUGGGUGGGGACCUUAUGGAGGUUCCCAGGGCUAUGGGGGCUCCUUUGGGUUAGGGGGCUCCCGUGGUUAUAGGGGCUCCUUUGGGUCUGGGGGCUAUGGGGGUUCUGGGGGCUUCCCGGGCUAUGGGGGCUCCCUUGGAUAUGGGAGCUCCCAGGGCUAUGGGGGCUCCUUUG
Molecule: messenger RNA, 595 nt
Organism: Cyanistes caeruleus (blue tit)
Lineage: Eukaryota; Metazoa; Chordata; Aves; Passeriformes; Paridae
Source: RefSeq, a predicted model, not a curated record